CCCUAAAUCCUGCAGUCUAUAUAUAAAGCAUAAAAGCACACAAAAUCACAAUUUUUUAAAACAAAUUCUUUCUUUUUCCCACAUAGAAGUCAACUCAUUUUUAAUAUGCCUUUACAUCAUUUCUGCUUCCAUUUUCAAUGGCAAAAAAGGAUUCUGAAUCAACGACCGGCCAAUAAUGGUUAUGUCUGUGAUGGAUGUGGCAAAAUAAAUGUAGGUGUCACCUUCUAGGUGGCAGCUGGGGGGUAAAUAACCCCAUGCACACCUCAUUAAUCUUCGGAUUCAAAGACAAGCCUUAUUAGAUAUAGUAGAAAUAUUAAAAACUAAUCCUAAUAGCAUAAAAAAAGAUAGAUCUAGAAUAUGAUGAUAUUUUGUUGAACUGUCAUUUCUCUACAUUCAAAAGGAAUAAAAAAUCGAUUAGAAUUAAUAAAACCAAAUCAAUAUGUCCAUAUAUUUGGUAGAGAGAUAACCAAAAUAGAUGUAGUGUGGUGAACGGAAAUAGGUCAUUCAUUUGUGUUUUUCAAAAAACUGAUGGUCUUAAGAAAUGUUUGUAAUGUCUAAAACUAUACAUUGCUUACCUUAGGAUAAAAAGAUAUAAAUAAGAAAGGUGAAACUAACUAAAGGUGCUAUAUGUAGAGAGUUUAAAGCUAAAACGUUUUGUGGUGAAUGGUUGAUCAUUAGAAGGAUGUUAAAAAAAAAGGGUUGGGAUUGUAUUUGUAAUAAUAAAUGGCGAAAAAUAUGAAAGGGGUGGGGGCAGGUUAAAGUAAAAAAGUAACAUAGGUUUUAUUAAAUAUUAAAUUGAAAAAAAUUUGAGAUUUUACAUAGGACUUGUACAAGCUUUUUUUGUUGUAAAGGGGGUGGGGUGGAUAAGUAAAAGUAAUAUUAGAAUUAACUGAAUUAAAGCAGUGGCGUGAUUAGGCGGGUCUUUUCACAUCAAGUCAAAAGUCUAUGUUGGAGAAAUUACGAUAUACCAGUUAAAAAAAAUAAUUUUAAAAUGGUGUUCCAGAGAGUCAUGUUUUCUCUCUAUGUACUGUUCUUCUGAUAUAGAAAAAAAUACAAAAAUAAUACCUUUGAUUUCAUCCUCAACUAAAUCAUUUGCAAUAAUCAUGAUCUAAAGAAAUGUUCUCACAUAAGAAAAAAUAAACAAACAAUCACUACACAUAAUUACAGUGUGAUUUCAUUUCACUCAACGCAAACAAGUUUAACAAAUUAACAAGAUACAAAAAUAUCUGUUAACAUUACUAUGGACAUGAACAAUUAACGUUACAAAAAGGGACCCUCUGGUAGACCACUUGUAGGUUAACUACUCGUAGGUAAAUUAAAUGUCAAGACCAAAUGUUGUUGGAAUCAUUCUUGUCAUUUUGGUAUCAAUCAGGGAGUCUAUUUGCAGUGUUAGAUCCAAUGGUAUCAAAAUGGAGAAAUAUGAACUAUCAGAUAGGCUUGUUCUACACAAGGUCAGGUCUCGAGAUGCAUGGUGCUGGCCAUCUGACCCAUCUAAAAUCCUGGUCAUUUUUUUUCCUUGGCUCAAUGCCAAGGAGAAGCACAUCACAAAGUACAGAGAACUGUAUGCAGAGCUAGGAUUGGAUGUCCUUACAGUCAAAUCCAAAAAUUCACAUUUUCUUUGGCCUCCUAAUUCAGUGAGAUUGGCUCAACAUGUGGAUGAGGUAUUGCAAAAGAACCUAUCAGAAUAUGAACACUACAUUUGUCAUUCCAUGUCAGCUGGGGCCUACAACUUAACGGUACUUGGGAUGUGUUCUAGAGACAAGGACCAGGGAACACUUUUGAAAAAGUUCAAAGCCAUUGUACUGGACAGUGUGGUUGUUGGAACUGGCAGAGCUGGGGUCAUCAAAGAUUUGCCCUCUGGAGAGGAAUCAAAUGCACUUGACAAAAUGAUUAAAGGAGUGGCAUCCUCUAUCAGUAGCAGCAGAUAUGUUCACAGUCUUGUAGCCCUGUUGUCCAAAGUUUAUUUUGGACUUACUAAAAAAUAUACAUUAGAUUUUUAUGAGAAAUCAGUAGAUGCAGUCUGUAAUAAGCCCGUCCUAGUACCAACAUUAGUGAUUGGCUCUAAAGAUGAUCAGCUGAGUGAUGCAGCUGUCACAGAACAAGUGGUCAAAAUAUGGAAAUCUAGAAAUGAGUUUCCAGUCACUCUACAUAUGUUUGAUCAUUCCCAACAUGCUCAGCAUUACAUGUUACAUAAGAAAGAAUACACUGCCAUUCAUAGAAAGUUCCUGGAUGAAGUUUUCUCACAUGUCAGCUUUCACGGUGAAGGCAACAGCAGCUAUUUAAAAUCUAAAUUAUAAAUAUUUAUUUUAAUUCUUUUUUUGUAUUUACCACUGAGCAAUUAUUGUUUUGGUACUUUCAAUUCAAUUGUUUGUAUUUGCAAAAAAGAUUGAUAUGGAAAUGUUGAUAUAAUUUAAAUUCUGCUUUAUUUGCAUUCAAAAUGUAUUUAUAUUAACAUUUUUAGGACACAAGCUUUUAUUUCAUUUCUUUUCAGUAGAAGUAAAUUGAUUAUCACUUGUAUUUUUGUAUUGAUCUAUUCAAAUGUGAAUUAUAUAUUUACACAGUACUUUGUCUUUCACCUUUUGAAUGAUUUUGAACAUUUUGUUAGGCCUAAAUUUUAUAUACAUAUACAUUUAAAUUAUUUUUUAAAUCUAAUCUCUCUAUGUCUCUGUGGUACAUUGAAAACUUCUGUGAAUGUAUCACUGGACUAGAACAGAUACAUUGCUUUCUUGGUAUAUUAUUUGAAUGUCUACAUUUCUAAAUAAAAAGUAUUAUGUUAGAAAUGUUUAUUUUAGAAUGAUAUAGCUGAAUGUUAAAAUUGUUUCAAAUUUUCUGAUCCAAUCUUUAACUUCUGACACUUGUAAUAUUACAGAGAAUUAUAAAAUAAGUCCUUAUAAUAUUACAGAGAAUUAUCCACUAAAUACUGUACUCAAUCCCUUUUGAUUGUUUCCUCACAUUGGCUUUUCUUGUGACAAUUAUGUCUUGUGAUUUAUUUUCAACUAAUUGUAAGACAUUCAUGACUAAAUAAAAAGUAAAGUCCCCCCCUUCCCUCCCUUUCAGACCUUUUGAUCUAUAGGGCAGAUGAUAAGCUCAUCUGCUUCUUUGGUCAAUGGUCAAUGAGCAGGGUGUCAUGUGACCAAUCGCUUUUACUUUCCCCAACUUAAGUCAGAGUUGGGUGAACUCAUGGGUGCCCUAAAAAUCCUGAAUUAAAUAUCCCAGCCUUCACAGAGACUCAAAUCCAGGACCCCAGGUUCAGAAGCCAAGCAUUUAACCACUCAGCCACUAAUGGAAUGGAAUUAAAACAGUUGUAUGCAAGUCACACAAAUAAAAAUGACUACCUACUG
Messenger RNA from Biomphalaria glabrata, 3341 nucleotides. RefSeq lists its product as uncharacterized. The record is from RefSeq and is a predicted model, not a curated record. Lineage: Eukaryota; Metazoa; Mollusca; Gastropoda; Planorbidae. The transcript has 3 exons. Bases 1320 to 2297 code for a protein of 325 amino acids. Gene Ontology annotation, molecular function: serine hydrolase activity.